Effrenium voratum is the source of this 1182-nucleotide messenger RNA. The record is from the annotation of a GenBank genome assembly. Lineage: Eukaryota; Dinophyceae; Suessiales; Symbiodiniaceae.
AUGUCCGAAGUCACCAUCACCCGCGCAGUGCGCAUGCCGGACCUGUUCCGCAUCGAGCGGUUUCUGUCCAAUCCAAAGCUGGGACCGCAGCUUCUGUUUUUCAGCGGGGGGUCGGCGCUCAACGGCGUGGCGCAAGGCUUGAAGCGCUACACGCACAACUCGGUCCACCUGGUUACGCCAUUUGAUUCCGGCGGCAGUUCCCAGGGUCUGCGCCUUGCAUUCGACAUGCCGGCUAUCGGUGAUCUCAGAAGCCGCUUGAUGGCCCUUGCAGACGAAACGGUUCUUGGUCAUCCGGAAGUCUUCCGCCUGUUUACCCACAGGUUCGCAAAGUCCGCCAGACCUGACGACCUGAGAGGUCAACUCGACCGCAUGAUUGCCGGAACGCAUCAGCUUGUCGAAGCAAUCGAGGAGCCGAUGCGCAUGCUGAUCCAGAACCAGCUGGGUGUCUUCCGAACCGCGUGUCCUGCAACAUUCGAUUUGCGCGGAGCCAGCAUUGGCAAUCUCAUCCUGGCAGGUGGUUACCUCGGGCAGAACCAGCAACUCGAGCCGAUCAUAUUCCUGGUUUCCAAACUGGUGGGUGUGCAGGGAACGGUACGCGCGAUAACCGACGACAACCUGCAUCUUGGGGCGGAACUGGCGUCGGGCGAGGUCAUCAUUGGCCAGCAUCUUCUGACCGGCAAGGAGCAUCCGGCGCUGACAUCGCCAAUCAAGGAGUUCUUCCUGAAUAGCGGGCUUAAGAGCAAGGAUCCGGCAACCGCACUCUUUCCUGAUCGCAACCGGUCACUUGUUCAGACGGCGGAUCUGAUCUGUUUUGCACCCGGAAGUUUUUACACAAGCCUUGUCGCCAAUCUCCUGCCGAAGGGUGUCGGCAAGGCAGUUGCCUCACGCACUGUGCCGAAAGUCUAUGUUCCAAGUCUCGGCGAGGACCCGGAAGCAAGGAACCUCAACCUCGCCGACAGGGUGCAUACGCUUUUGACCUAUCUUCGCCUGGACGCGGGUGCCGAUUGUCCCACGCACAGGCUGCUCAAUUUCGUGAUUGUCGAUAGCAGUGUUCCGGACGCUGAAACCGCAGAAAUCAGCGCAUGCGGGAUUACAGUGCUUAAGCUCGAUCUGAUCACAAUAAAGUCCGCGCCGUAUUAUGAUGCGGUUCCUUUAUGUGAGGCGCUGGUGUCGUUGGCGUGA